AUGGAUGGGUCGUCAACUGCGGGUGCUGGAGGUGUAGGUGUGAUCCUCCUAUCUCCUGAGGAAGACAUCCUCAAGUAUAGAGUCCAGCUUCAAUUUGUAGUAACAAACAAUGAAGCGGAGUAUGAAGCAGUACUUACAAGUAUGAGAGUCGCAAAAGCCCUAGGGGUCGGAAACUUAAAGUUGAAAUCAAACUCAAAGCUUGUAGUGAGGCAGAUAACCAAGGAGCAUGAAGCAAAGGAAGACAAGAUGAAAAGAUACUUAAAACUAACCAGUCAGUCAGUUUCUAACUUUGAUGAUAUCAGGAUUACUCAGGUACCAAGGGAGGAGAAUUUUGAAGCAGACGAAGUGGCUAGGCUUGCCUCGUCCAACAAUGAUACAGGACGACCAAGACUAUACAUAAAGGUGCAAAGCCUCCCAAGCAUAGAAGGGUUGGAUGUAAUCUAUGUUAAUUCCAAAGGUAGCUGGAUGGACCCGAUAAUCACUUAUAUUAAAGAUGGCACGCUCCCAUCAGACCCUUCAGAGGCCAAGAAGAUCAGAGUAAGGUCGUCCAGAUUCACAAUCCUGAAUGAAGAGCUGUACAAAAGGGGGUUUUCUCAACCCUACUUGAAGUGCCUAGACUCCAAGGAUGCCGCAUACGUGUUGAGUGAAUUCCACGAAGGUGUCUGUGGAAAUCAUUCAGGCCCACGAUCACUUGUGGGGAAAGUGGUCCGAGUAGGAUAUUUUUGGCCAACCAUGCAGAGGGAUGCAACCCAGGUCGUCCAGAAGUGUGACAAGUGCCAGCAAUUUGGAAAUGUGCAACACGUCCCAACAAAGCACAUGACGAACAUUUCAUCACCAUGGCUGUUCUCAACAUGGGGAAUUGAAAUUGUAGGUCCCCUACCACCAGGUAAAAAGCAAGUCAAAUUUUUAGUCGUUGCUAUUGAUUAUUUCAAGAAAUGGGUGGAAGCAAAACCUUUGACAGUAAUCACAGAGGCCAAGAUACAGCACUUCGUCUGGAAAAAUAUCAUCUGUCGGUUCGAGAUUCUGAGGGUGAUUAUCUCUGACAACGAAUGA
Messenger RNA from Quercus robur (English oak), 1053 nucleotides. RefSeq lists its product as uncharacterized. The record is from RefSeq and is a predicted model, not a curated record. Gene Ontology annotation, molecular function: RNA-DNA hybrid ribonuclease activity; nucleic acid binding. Lineage: Eukaryota; Viridiplantae; Streptophyta; Magnoliopsida; Fagales; Fagaceae. Bases 1 to 1053 code for a protein of 350 amino acids. The transcript has a single exon.